GGCAUAACUUUUGUAAAUUACCAAGCUGCUAGUGCUUUAAUAUAACACACAUCGUACAUUACUUUUCUACUGGAAAACUGUUAUGGUUUUCAAGAUUUCUACAUGCCAACAUGAAAUGUGUUAAUCUCCAAUAUUAUGUAUUAUUAUUAUUAGUAAUUGUAUUGCAAUACAUACCCAAGGAACAGAUCAAUAUUGAACAAUCAAUGAAAGCGAUAUGCGAAUAUGAAACUCUCUAUCUUUGCCCGGAUUGUUUCACAAGUUCGCGUAAUUGUGAUGCUAUUGAUAAGCUUUUUGUUUUACACAAAGGUAGUUGGUUCAACAUAGUAAACAAUAUUUUCAACAGUCAUACUGCUAGAAAGGGCAAUUUUUUACACAGCCGUUUGGCAAUUGCAAAGCGUAUAAACCGUGAUAAUGCUAUUGAAAAGUUGCUAUUAGAAUUUUGUAAAUCACUUUCGCCGCCACCUUUAAAUUGUCGUUGGUCUCAAGGCGGCAGCACUGAACAGGCGAAAAAAUUCCUUGAGAAAUCAAUACUACAAAACAAUCGUAUUGAAGGUUGCAUUUUUUGUCCAAUCAGUUCCAAAUUGCAGACACUGCAUAGAUUUUUAAAAUCAAUUAAUCAAAAUACCAAUGAACUAUUUAACCUUCUUGCAAUUCGCACAAAUGUGGAGCCAGUUCUUUUGAACCUUCUUUCAAACGAAGAAGAACCAUUUCCAGUUCCAAAACUUUUCUAUUCGUACGGAUUUUCGUUUAUCGAAAGCUAUGAUGGCCAAUCACUGGAUCAUUUCUAUGAACAUUCCAUAUUGACUCGUAUGUUAAUUGCUUCCAAAUUGAUUAAAGCAGCGUUGAUGUUCACGGAAGGAGUUGAUGGAUUUCGGUUAUAUUUAACGGACGUAAAUUCGGAUAACGUGAUGGUGAGACUUGAAGGAGAUAAUAAGAAUGUAUUUAUCUCAAUUGUGGACCUGGAUAACGUUUUAAUAAUGGAUAGCCGAGCUGACUCGCAUGAUACAGAGCAUAUGUAUCAUGCACACAGAAGAAUAGACUGCAAAGAAUGCUUUGCGUAUGUGCAGCAAGAUGUGUGUACUUAUCAAAGUAGCGAUUUAAACUUGUAUGCAAUAUGUCAGCUUCUUUUAGAAAACAGAAACGGAAAUUAUCCUGAAGGAUUGCUUCAUAAUGGUCGUGUAGACAGUAAAUUAGUAUCCGAUCAGUUACGGGAUUCUCAAACUCUACACAAUCUGCUAGAGGAAUGCGUUUAUUGCCAUCCACCCGGUUGCAGAAACAGAACGAUUAUUCUUAAUGAUGUUUUGGACAUUAUUAGUGAACAUGUAGAUCAAUAA
Molecule: messenger RNA, 1334 nt
Organism: Anopheles nili
Lineage: Eukaryota; Metazoa; Arthropoda; Insecta; Diptera; Culicidae
Exons: 4
Coding region: 111-1334 (407 amino acids)
Source: RefSeq, a predicted model, not a curated record